Molecule: messenger RNA, 2009 nt
Organism: Anopheles stephensi (Asian malaria mosquito)
Lineage: Eukaryota; Metazoa; Arthropoda; Insecta; Diptera; Culicidae
Exons: 2
Coding region: 1-420 (139 amino acids)
Source: RefSeq, a predicted model, not a curated record
AUGGCAGAUAACAACCAGGUGUGGCUGAUCGGUGGUAUCUGUCGGGAGACGCGCGACGUAUUCCUCGAGCUGAUGCAGAAACGAGAUGCUACCACACUGCACAGCAUUAUCAUGCGGUAUGUGGCACCGGGGUCUACAAUCCUGACGGACGGAUGGCGAGCCUACAACGGGUUGGAAAACAACGGCUACACUCACGCUAUGGUCAACCAUAGUGAAAACUUUGUACACCCGAACGACCCGUUUGUACACACCCAGAGCAUCGAGAAUUUAUGGCGCUGGAUAAAGCCAUUUCUCCGAUCGAAAGGCACACAUCGAGGAUCGUUGAUUCACUAUUUGAGGGAGUACCAACUGAAGCGAUCGGGAUCCAACAGCUUCAUAAACAUUCUGCGCGCCAUCAAGGAUGUUCAAGAGUUUGAGUAAGUCAUUUUCCUACAUUUAUCAUUUAGCUGCAAAUGCAGUUUUAAUCAGUUAUCCUUUCUCAAGGUGGCUAGCGAAUGCCAAACAGCGGAUUUAUCGUGCAUGUGAUAAAUCUGCUAUUUUGGAACUCCGAAUCCUACCCCCACGUGGUGCUGGCUGGAAUAUGAUGUCCUCUUGCGAUGAUCAUAUACGAACAGGAUCGGGGGAAUAUGUUUAUAUUUAUAUUUUAUCACAAUAGGAGUCAUUAGAAGAAAUGCGAUGAGGAAUGUUUUCACACCAAACACUCCAAUGCAAUUUAAUUAAUAGGAUGGACACAUGCUCCCUUCCAUGUUCUUCGAGGGAGAAAGUACGAUCGAAUGUCUUCCCGAUCAUAGCACGUGUCGGUAGGAGACCCAUUCUUGUGCGGUAGCCGAUAGUUCGCAUCCAGGAGCAUCCAUUUAAAUUGAACAUACCCAACAAAAAGUAGUAAGCAAAAACCACUGUGGAAAAUGAAAAAUUAUGUUUUAUGUUUGAAACUUUAAUGAUGCUGUCGGUCUCGGAUGCGAUUGUUCAAGCAGUGGAGGCAGAAAUGCUCAAAAACCUGCUCAAGAAAUUUGUCUUUGACAUCAUCGAUCACCCUCCCUAUAGUCCCGACGUGACCCCAAGUGACUACCACAUGUUCCCCGUCCUGAAAAAACAUCUCGGAGGGAAGAAGUUUGAAAGAGACGCGGAGGUUCAGAAAGAGGUCAACACUUGGCUGCGCGAGGCGGACUGAGAGUGGUAUUCUGCCGGCAUAGACAAGUUCAUCGUGCGGAUGCGCAAGGUGUUGGACAAAAAUGGCGAUUAUGUAGAAAAGUAGCCAAGACCUUGGCCUUUCGAACGGUGUAUCGCUUUUUGUAAAUAAAUGUUAUUUUCUAUGAAAAAAAAAUUGGAAUCCUUACUUCAUUGUCAGCCCUCGUAGGUAAAAUUAUCCGUGCGUUAUGGCGUCAAGAAAAAACUAUUCGCUCGAGAAAACAGCGUAUUUGAAAUGUGCUGACAUACACAAGUCCAUGGAUACCGGCACGUGAUUCCAUGGUAACGGCAUGUGAUUCGACCAAAGUGUCGCUCAUUCGAUGGUAAUGUCAUGCAAAUCGAAGCAGGCAGCUAUUGAGUCGAAGCAAACGGUGAGCGAUUCGACUAUAACUGUAAACAGCUAUAUUACGUGUACUUCAUUCCUGUUCUGCGCAACUCUGGUGGUUCAGUCUUCAGGCUGUGGUAUACAUGCACACGGCAUUCUGUUUCUAAUCUUACUCUUACUCAACCGUUUCAGCCCAACGAAAAAGUUUCACACGCACAGAUCACAGCUGAUACACAACACAUCACAAUCGACGCCCGCCCCCUCCAUUCUUGAAGCGAAAAAGUGCCGUUGUUACACACAAACAUACCACCACACAACGCGAAAAGUCUACGGACAUGUAGAGAAACAAAGCAAAAUCGAGAGAGAAAAGCGAAUACAAAAAUAGAGGAACUUUCGAAAACACAUUAUGAGACACGACAAACAUUGACAAAAACUCAUCCUCGAAAAUUUGUUCACUUUUUGCAUGGCUAUCCUCUAAAAAUUUAACGAAACAUAG